Messenger RNA from Biomphalaria glabrata, 5582 nucleotides. RefSeq names its product serine/arginine repetitive matrix protein 2-like. The transcript is spliced from 10 exons. Lineage: Eukaryota; Metazoa; Mollusca; Gastropoda; Planorbidae. Bases 152 to 4171 code for a protein of 1339 amino acids. The record is from RefSeq and is a predicted model, not a curated record.
AUAUUUAAAAGCGGUAAUUUCAAGAUGUCUGAUUAAACUUAAAGGAGUUCCAGUCAAUAUUUUCAUUUAGUUUAUCAGAGUUUAUGACAAAAUAUUCUUUUAUGGCUUAACGCAGUGUAUUGCAAUCAUCAAUUAGUACAGCACUAACAACAUGGACACACCUUUUAAACCUGAUGGUUUAAAAAAAAGAAAGCUGAAGAAAAUUUUGAAAAAGAAACCAACCAUCUUAAAUUCAUCUUUGUCAUCAAAUGCCUACCAAAAGAAAGUGAAAGCUGCCAUCAAUGUGAGCUUGAAUUCCACUCGAAAUGUUCGCACACUACAGACUAACAAUAGAUCUUUAGCAAAUGGUCUUGAGAGAUGGAAGCAAGAAUGCCGCAUUGCUCAAGACAAAUGCAACUAUCUUUUGCAAACUAAUCAUGAUCUAAGAGAAUAUAUUUUAGAGUUGGAGAGAAAAAUAUCAUCUUCCCCAAGUUAUAUCAAAGAAGAAGUGGAAAGGCAAUACAAGCUUAGGAUAAAAAAAAUACAAAGUGAUGUAUGUGACCUUUUUAAUGGGCUUCUGGAGAAUAUUCUUCAAGUAACAUCUGACACUUCUGGCUUCUCUGAUACAUCCUUGCUCAAUUUAGACUUGCCUUUCAGCCCCUCACGUUUCUCUGGUAUCCAGCCGCUUGAAGAAGUAGAUGAUGAAGUACUGGGGCCUAUCUAUAAAAGAAAUAAACCACUUGAUUUGUCUUUAAUAAACGAGCAAUCCAUGCUUUUACCUGCAAUGGAUGGACUCCAAGAAUAUGAUGCUAGAGAAAAAAGCCAAGAACGAGCUCCAUGCACUCAAGAAAAAUCUCUCUCAAAGUUACCCCUUCGUAUUCCUGUUCAAAGGAAAAGAAAAUCUGAGCAAAACAAUUUAGAAAUAAGGAAGUCUUUAACUCCAGAACUAAGGAAGUCUUUAACUCCAGCUAAGUCUCUAGUUACUUCACCUAAAACUACUCCCAAAACUGACCAAUCAUCUGAUGCCAAAGUACCAUCUAAAACUUUGACUCCCAAAGAUAGUCCAAAGAAUAAGUCAACCUCAUUGAAGGCACUGCAUGGGAAGAAAAAAUCACCAAAAUCAAAAAUGAAAUCAGCUAAGAAAACAGUAAAAUCUCUGACUUUGUUAAAAUCAAGUCCUAAAAUUGAUGCACCUAUAAUUACUAAUGAGUUUGCCCUUGUUAAUAAUCACUUGGAAAUGAUCAAGAAAAUUCAGUUUGCACAGCAGAACAAUGAUCUUAAUGGCCAACUUGGCCCUGGUGUCUUAAGUGUUGUUGCACCUUCUGCUAUUGAAACCAAUUUCAGUAGUCAUGUUAAUCCUUCUUUCUCCUAUACCAAUCAUGAUUCUGCUGAUCAACCUCCAACUGUUGCAAAUUGUACAAACAUUUCAGUAGUGGAUAUGGAACUGACUCAGUUGGUCACUGCUGACACUCUUCCAGCAACCACUAGUUUAGUGGAGGUCAGAAAGCCAGACACUGAGGAUAUCAAUGAAUCUUCAAUUGAAGAUGUUAAAAAGGAGAAAACAACACAGGCUGAUGAUAUAAGUCAAUCAGAGGAACCAAUCAUUGAUAAUUUUGAAUGGGUCGAUCAGAAAUUUCCGGAUGCUGUUACACUUAGGAGAGGAAAACCUGGGCAAAUCUUAUUUGCUGCGUCCAGGAAAGAUCCUGAUGGUACACGCAAAAAUCUUCCAGUGGUUCCACCCACCAAGUCUAGAUCUAAGAAAAAAAAGAUGAACAACACGUCGGAAAGUUUUUCAGAGUCAGAUCCACAAAGUAUAUUUGAUUUUCAUGAUAAAACUCCCAAAGGUCUUGGAGAUGUUAAAUCAAAAGAUUUAUCAAUUUUCAAUAUAACUGGUGACGUGUCCACCACUUCACCAUUGCCAUCCUUGAAUACAUUCAAGCAGAGUCAGAGUAGCAAAGAGAAAAAUUAUUUAGAAACUGUUGCUUUACCCAAAGAUGUUCUUUCACUUUUAGGAGAUGAGCCAGAAUAUGAAAUGCCUUUGAAAUGUAGUCCUAGUCCAGUUAAAUCUAAAGUACAUCUUAGAACAAGAUCUCAGUCACGCAGUAAGAAGCGUAAAGAAGAAAAUGCUGAAAACACAGGUCGGUCCUACUCGGAAAGUAGAAAGAUCUCUGCUUUAUCUCCCGACUCUAUCAGUAGAUCAAGGAAUAGAAAAAGCACGUCUGAGGAUAUUUCAUCUGUUUCUGAUCGGGGUAGAUCAAGAAGUAGAAAGAGUCCAGUGCUGUGUUCAGAAGAUAUUCAAAUUAUUUCUAAGCGUGGUCGAUCAAAAAGUAGAAAGAGCCCAUUGCUAUCUUCAGAUGAUAAUCAGUUUGUUUCUGAACGCAGUCGAUCAAAAAGUGGGAAAAGUCUGGUACUUUCUUCAGAUGAUCAGAUUGUUUCUGAGCGUGGUCGAUCAAAAGGUAGAAAAAGUCUAGUUCUAUCUUCAGUUGAUCAAAUUUCUUCUGAGCGCGGUCGAUCAAAAAGUAGAAAGAGCCCAGCGCUACCGUCUGAUGGUAUUCAGUCUUUUUCUGAACAUGAAAGAUCGAUGAGUAGAGAUAGCCCAAUGUUACCUUCUGAUAUACAAUCUUUUUCUAAAGGUGGUAGAUCCAAAAGUAAAUCCAAAGAGCAAAGUUCUCCAAAUUCUGAGAUAAGAAAUGGGCAAUCCAAAAAGUAUAUAUUUUCUAACCAUGAAAAAGGAACAGAGGAGCAAUAUGAUGUGGACAUUGAAAAGAUAGAUCAAAAUGUUAGCACUAUUAAUUUAACAAAAAGGAUGACAUCUUUUCUAUCAGAUCAGCAGAAGUCCCUGAGAUUAUCUGUUCAGUCAGCCUGGCACAGUCCCAGACGUAUUAGUAAAAUAGAAUCUUCGACUGCAGAAAACAAUGAAGGGCUGCAAUGUACACCAAAGAAAGAGCCAUGGAAAGAAAUUGACAUCCAUGAGACGGAUUCAGAGUUUGAGAAGCCCAAAAAGAUUUCUUUAGGUCUUCAGAAAGGUAAAGCAGUAAUCAAAGAAUUGAAGAAAAGAGAAAGGCGAAAAUUCAGCUCCGAGGUGAAGAAUCUUGCCAAUAACAACAAUAAUGCAGAGGUUCUUUUACAGGCCAGUGUGAACAAGGAAGAUCUUGUGAAAACUGAAUCUCAGGAACCUGCCGUCAAAACAAGGUCUAGGACGAAUUCUCUAGAAAGUUCCAAUAGCUUUGAAGUACUUGCAGAAGUUCAUCCCAUACCCUCAACUGUUUGUGAUGGGAUGUCAAAAUCUAUCAAUGGUUUGCAUGAUACACAUCAGAAAGUGCUUAAAAAUGUUCCUGUCCCUAAAUUUAUACAGCAAGAGAGCAUUUCAGAUGAAAUAGAAACAGUGGCUGAGUUCUCUCUUGUAAAAGACAAAAAUGUACAAGCAUCUAAAUUGACCUGCACUCAAAAAAAGCUAGAUAAAAACAAAUCUGAUGAGAGGUUCCAUAGCACAAAUAAAUAUUCACCUCACACAAAAAAAUCCAAAAAAGAAAUUUUAAAACUAAUUGGUCCUCAAUUGGAAACAAAGUUAUUACCUUCACCAAUCAGAAGUACAGUUGAUACUGUGUCAAGAAGCAACGAAGUUGAAUUGGAAGAGGAUAGUUUGAACAGAGAUAGCUUUGAAAAGGCUACCAGCCAAAUACUUUCUAAAGUUAAAGAUUUAAAAACACCCAAAAUGACAAAGAAUGUUAAAAGUGAUAGCCAUCAACAAAAGAGCUCUUCUGGGAAUGAAAAUGCAUCUCCUCAAGCCAGCAUUAUGGUGAAAAAAACAGUCAUCCCCCAAAAACCAAAAACUAGUCACCAUGCUAAAGUCAACACCAAAACUCUUGGUGAUAUUGAUCCCAACACACAGCAUAGUACACAUAAUAAAUCACCUAUAACGUCACCUGCUCUAAAAACUAAAAGAUCAAAUCCAGAUCUUACCAACAGUGAUGUGCCUGAAUUGAAAAAAAGGAGAGCAGCCACCAAAGUUCAAAACUAUUCUGAGUUUUCAUUAAAAGCAAAAUUGAGAAGAGGAGAUCCCAUUUCAUCUCAUUACUGUUCCUCUGAAAACAUUGACAUCUAUAAAGAAAAAAUUAGAGGUAAAACCAAGAAAGCACUACAAAGUACUAUGGAGUCUCUACACAAUCAGUCCAUUCAAGAAGAGAACUAAGAACUAAGCUUUUUAUAAAGGGAAGGGGGCUAUUAGAGAGGGUGGGUGGGUGAGGUAAGCAAGGCUUCUUGUAAAUCUUUUUUUUAUAUUUUUUAAAAAUAAAGUUUCCAUUCAACAUGGAAUUUUAUUUUAUUAUGAUGUAACUUUUGUCUCUUCAUCUUGUUGAAUUGCCAGAAAUAUAAAUCAGUCAAUGUUUUGAAUUUCUCUUUGAAAAAGAUGUAAAUACUCUUAAGACUGAGUAAAAUGAAAACAUUUUCAGUUUUAAUUCUAUGUUUUUUUUUGUUAUAUCUGUUGUAAAUAAUGUGUGUGUAUAUUCAAAUGUUCACAGCUAGAAUGCUGUGUGUGUUUGUUCUUUAACUCUUCAGUGUGCAGCAUCAGUCUCAAAUGAGAGAAAUCUUCUCAGAGCAUAAUAAUGCAACAGGUUUCCUUUCUUGUUUACCUUGAAGAACAUUAACAAAAAAAAAAACUUCUAUGUAAUGUAUAAUUUCAAAUGACAGGCUCAUGCAUGAUAAAAAACCUUUUACUUUCAACUAAAAUUAAGAAUUGUUCAGGAAUGAAGUGUGAUCGAUGCUUGUUUGUGUGUAGUUAACUCUCUCUCUCUCAAUAAAGUAUUGCAAGUCAAAGUUGAAAUUUAAUUUAUCGAAAAAAGCAUUUCUGAGACAUUACCUUAAAAUUACAGUAUUGUUAUGUAACUGCUUAUAGUUUUGAAGAUUAAUGAAAAUCAAUUAUAAUAUAAUAGCUUUCAUCAGGAGUUGGGGGCUUGUGAAGUUUCUAUUUGCCAUUAUAUGGGUUUAACUUUGUUGAUUGAUGUAAUACUUGGCGAGGAAGUGACAUGUUUACUCUAGACCAUGAGGAAUGGAUAAUUCUAGGAAUUCUGUGGACAUAUUAUCAAUGAUCUCACAUGUAGUUAAUUUGCCUUUUUACUGUUACAUGUGAACUAUUUUUUUAUUCAGCUAUUUUUUUUUUAAAAGCAAAUGAGCAUGGUCAUUGCACUCAAACUCUUGUCAGGAAAUUUUUUUAAAAACAAAUUUUUGUUAUGUUCAGAUUCUACCUCAAUUUUGGCAUCGUUGACAUAUUUACAGCAAAAUAUUUUGUAACUUGUAGACCAUUUCCUUGUUACACAGCAAUAGGAUCCAAAGUUUUUGUUACUUCUAAAAAGGCUGUUUCAUUAACUCUAAAGUCUCCCCUGUGACUGUUUGCAGUUUGGAAGAUAAUAAUCAAAUGAUGCAAAAUUCAUCCAUUUUACAUUUCUAAUUCAAGUAGAAAAAAUCAUCAGCGCUUUUAUUUAUUUUCUUUCUCUUCUGUUUUUUUGUUUUUUUAAGAUUGGCAAUUGUUCACCCAUUGUAAGGGUGUCUACUUGUGUGUAUUCUCAUGUGAAUAAUGCAGAAUAAAUACCAUGAACAAUAUCAAA